This is a messenger RNA of Megalops cyprinoides (Indo-Pacific tarpon), 2887 nucleotides long. RefSeq names its product transcription factor CP2-like 1 (gene tfcp2l1). Gene Ontology annotation, cellular component: nucleus. Gene Ontology annotation, molecular function: DNA-binding transcription activator activity, RNA polymerase II-specific; RNA polymerase II cis-regulatory region sequence-specific DNA binding. Lineage: Eukaryota; Metazoa; Chordata; Actinopteri; Elopiformes; Megalopidae. The record is from RefSeq and is a predicted model, not a curated record. Gene Ontology annotation, biological process: regulation of transcription by RNA polymerase II. Bases 96 to 1508 code for a protein of 470 amino acids. The transcript has 15 exons.
CUUGCAAAGCUCUGUACACCUGUCGCUCGGGCGAGCUGCCGCACCCUCCCAGUUUUCUGUGCUUGGAUACUGUAUUAGACGGCGCACUGGAAAACAUGCUGUUUUGGCACUCGCAACCUGAAAAUUACCAUCAGCAUUCAACGUCCAGCUAUCUUCGCGAAGCGCUGGCACCUUUCUUCAAGCACGAGGAUGCACAGCCCUCAAACGAAAAUAAUACAAAAAUGCCGCCUUUUCAGUAUGUUCUAUGUGCGGCUACGUCCCCAGCUGUUAAAACCCACGAAGAAACCCUCACUUACCUAAACCAAGGUCAGUCCUACGAAAUCCGUAUGCUUAACAGAAAACUAGUGGAGUAUACAGAUAUAAGCAGCAAAUGUGUAAAGAGCAUUGUGCGAGUGGUAUUUCAUGACCGGCGCCUGCAGUACACUGAACACCAACAGCUGGAGGGGUGGCGAUGGAGCAGACCUGGAGACAGGAUCCUAGAUAUCGAUAUCCCUCUCUCAGUGGGAGUCCUGGAGCCCCGGGCACACCCACUGCAACUCAAUACCAUCGAGUUCCUCUGGGAUCCUGUCAAGAAUGCCUCCGUUUUCAUCCAGGUCCACUGCAUCAGCACGGAGUUCACUCCCCGCAAACACGGAGGGGAGAAAGGGGUGCCGUUCCGCAUUCAGAUUGACACCUUCGGCCAGAACGAGAACGGAGAGUACCUGGAGCACAUCCACUCCUCCAGCUGCCAGGUCAAAGUCUUCAAGCCCAAAGGAGCUGACCGUAAGCUGAAAACUGACAGGGAAAAGAUUGAGAAACGCAGUGUUCAAGACCGGGAGAAAUACCAGCCUUCCUAUGAAACCACCAUGCUCACAGAGUGUUCGCCCUGGCCUGAUACCCCCGCUGUCAACAGCACAAGCAGCACUCCCUCCCCUGUCUACCACAACUCCCCCUCCUCCUACAGCAUUACUGACGGAAACUGCUCUCCAAACCAGCAGGGAGAGCUGUUCCUGCCCAGCUGCUCUGAUCACCUCCUCCCAACGUCCAACCCCCAAGACACACAGCAGUGGCUGCACCGCCAUAGGUUCUCUCCUUUCUGUAGGCUCUUCUCCAGCUUCUCAGGAGCUGACCUUCUGAAGAUGUCCAAAGAGGACUUCGUCCAGAUAUGUGGCCCUGCUGAUGGGAUUCGCCUGUUCAAUGCUAUCAAAGGAAGGUGCAUCCAGCCACGCCUCACUGUUUAUGUGAGUCAGCAGCAGACUAGGAAUGAGCAGCAGAUCAAACCAUCGAAUGGAGAAGUGUACCAUGCCCUCUACCUGGAAGAGCUGACAGUUAUGGAGCUGACAGAGAAGAUCGCCAACCUGUUUAGAAUCCCACCCCAGCAGGUCAGCCGGGUCUACAGACAAGGCCCCACCGGCAUCCACGUGCUGGUCUCUGACGAGAUGGUGCGGAACUUUCCCGAGGAGACCUCCUUUGUCAUCAGUUCAUUAAAAGAUGAAAACAGUGAUGGCUACAAUAUUGUCCUGAAGUGACCAGUGAGAGCAACUAGUGGAGAAGAUGGACAGACGGACAAGAGCACUAGUUAUUUCGCUGGAACUCUCAGUUUACGGAAAAUAAACAUUUUUUUCUUUUUGUUUUGUAUUUUUAUAUUAAGUUAUUGAUUGACUUUUGAUGAGAUGUAUAAUUGUUUGUACAAAACUGCAUUUUUAAAUAUUGCUUUGUAAAAAUGGACCUGAUAUGAAACCAUACCAAAAUCACUGUAAAGCCAAAGCUAAUCGUCAAGUCCAUUUGACGGCUUGUGCAGUUCUCGGAAUCUGCCUUAACAUGAAAUCUAUAAUCUACAAAACACUUGCAUCACUGCAGAGCUUGAUUCAUUUUUUUUGUGGUUUUGAAAGUUGAUGGUUAAGUUCUGAGAAUUGUACUGAACACCCAUAAAGCACGCCACGGUACCUGUUACAUUAAUGACAACCGUUCAUUUGUUGGGAAACAUGCAAUGCAUGUGCGGCCAGAAACAUUGGGAAACUUGCCAUAGAUUCGUAGAAUUUUCCUUCUAGGAAGAGCAUACCUGUCUGUUGACAGGGUGCCAUGUUUUGUCUCUAGGCCUGUUCUACAAACACAUAAACCACACCCAUACUGUUUAAAGCCAGUACCUCUAAUAAGAAGGUAGGACUUUUAUGUUCUUCGAAGGGGAAAAAAGUACAACAAACCAUUUAAUAUCUUCCAAGAGAAUCAUAUAUAUUAUUCCUUGAACUUGAGGGCAAUCGAUACAAUGUUACAAUGAUAGUGUAUAUAUGUUGUACAUAUUUUUUGACGUUUUAAUGGUUAAAGGUCCAUAUGUUGUAUAUUUAAAUCCAACAAAAUCAUAGAAAAUAUGUUGGCAACUCCAAGUGCAGACACUACAAAACUUCAAAGCUAAUGAACAAAUUGAUGAUGAUAAAGGGCAAAGUGUGUGCAGUACAACUGAAAAUGAGAUGGAAGAUGUGUGUAUGUAUGUGUAAGCACAACGGUGUGUCAUUCUUCCCAGUCUUAUUUUUCAUCUUUUUGUGCAAGAAUAUGUUGAUAUAAAUAAAUCAAACUGCCAGUUUUCUUAGUUUAAGGCUAUACAAACUAAAAAUAUAUAUUAUUUCUCUAACAUGUUUGCAAAACACAGUAAUAGACUAUAGUACCACACUUUGUGUUUUUCAUUUCUGUUCUUUGCUGUUGUUUAAGAGUUAAUAUCUGUUAUUUUCUCUGACUGUGGUAUUGAUUGUUAAAUGUUGAAGAAUCUUUGGAGUUUACUGAAUAACAGCAGAUAAGUGGCUUUGAAAACCUGGGUAUCAUCUUACCCAAAAUAAAGCAUUUUGCACUGGCUUGAGGUUUCUUUUUAAUCAUGUUCGGUAUUUUACACAUCCUGCUUGUACAAAUCCAGUAA